AUGAGCGAUCCAAAGCAGAUCUGGGAUGCGUUCAACGCCGCCAGCGGGUUCUUAAAACCAGUUCUCGAUAGAGGCAUGCAAAUCGCACAAUCACAAGGGCAAUCUCUUGUGGAGAUAUUGAGCCGGCCUCUGGAACUUUCGCUAGCCAGAGAUGCGGAUGGUAGAACAGCCGUCGUCAGCAAGGCACUAGAUAUCCUGAGUGCAAUCCAUAGUGCAUUUAUCACGCCAGUGAACUCCGAAGAGCUGCCACAGCAACCUCAUGUCAAGGUUGAGAAUCCAGGUCUCGAAGAUGCGAAGCGCCGCCAGAUGAUCCAUGCAUUGCUGGACCUAAUCUCUUUAGAGGGAAUAUAUCCGUCCCUCUCAUCCGGCGUUGGCAUUCCGUUACAACGACGAGUGAUUUCGGUGCUACCAGCCGGAGUUAUUGCAAAGCAGACUUCGGUACCUGCAAGCAGCGUGCCCCAUGAUGAAGCUCUGCUUAAUCGGAUUAUGAAAGUGCUUCUUAGCAUCACCCUGGAUGACAGAGAGAGCAUUCAGCCAAUUAUUCGAGGUCGCAUUCUGAGUGAUAUUAUCAGUGGUGCUGCCGAUCUUGCCUUCAACCCCAAUACUGUCGCUUCGGAGGCGAAGACCUAUUACCAAAAGGCUUUUCGCAAAAUCAUUGAUGACACUCCAAGCUCAGUCCUCCUACCCACUCUGUCUGCAUUCCUUCAGGUAGAGACAGCACCAUGGUUCAAGUCCACCAUAUCGAAGCAAAUCGCUCAUAUACCACUUCGGCUGGGUGGUGUUUUACACACGAUCAUGUUUAUCGCGUCGCAAGUUGCCCCGACCCUCGGACAUGAAGCCAAAAGCGAGCCAUCCAUCGGUCCUCAUUUCACGGUGCAGGGCAUGAUGCAAAUCUCAAGAUUACUUUCGUCAGUUCCACAGGACGUUGAGCCAACAACAUACUUCCAUGCUAUUGGUCCACAACUCUUAGAGCUACUGGAUGGUGAUGACCCCGACUUGAAGAGAACUGCUUCCUAUGUCAUUGGGAAUGGAAUCCUAGGAAAGCGUGCGUACGGCGCCCCUAAUACCAUCGGCCACUCCAUAUUUGUUGAGCCAGUCUUUGCGGCGCUGACUGCCGAACUUGAUCAUUCUUCGAUGCGCUGGUUGUCACAGCCUACUGAAAAUGAAGGGCCAGUUUCUUCUAAACCUGGAAAACGAUCUUUGUCGGAACUAGUUGUUGAAGGAGACCUUGUGGAUCUCGCACUGGAAAGGCUGAAAAACCUCGCGCUGCAGCAUCCAAAUCCUGGACUUGUCAAGAGGAUCAUAUAUCCUAUUCUACUCCCACUUUGGGGCCUGGCUUGUUAUUCUCAACAAGAGCAAUUGACAAGUACCCACGAAAAGGUGAUGGCUCUCCUGCAGACAUACUUCAGCAUAUCUGUCGGGGUUCAACCCCUGAAAAAACUGGUUGAUAAUCUUCUCUGGGAUGGGGGAUCGACUUGGACGUAUACUAAAUCAUCGAACGGGCGGGUUGCGUUGAAAAAGCGAACAGAUUCUGAGAACGACCUGUCUGAUAUCAUUCGACUAAUGGAUACGCUCCAAAGCAGAGUGGAUCUUUUUGUCAGCCUCCUUGGCUCGGACCCGAGUACCGAGGAGAGGACUGGUGAUAUCUUUCUGCAUGUUAGCCAGUCCUGGCUUGUGCAGUCUCAUGAUGCUACGAGCACCGGUGCAUCGAUUAAAACUGAAAGGAUUGGCGAUUCUGAAAACAUCAUGCAAAAGCUCAUCUGCGCAAAGGUCGCCGAGAAGCUGCUCGACAACUUCAAGGAUACUUUGUCACGACGUCCUCUACGGGUACUUGAACUGAUAAAGCAAGUCAUUGAUGGAGAGCUACAUGCAUUGAGCGGCAAAGAGACACAAAGGCGGUCUCAAAAGGUCGGUAAGGUCUCGUUGUCGUCACUUGCCAGCAUUGUGCCUGAGGAAACCCAUGAUCAAGAGGACGGAUCUGAUCAAGACACCUCCGAGUCAUUGUCUACUGCUUUCAGCUUAUUGUCGACGGUUCUUGCAUCUCCCGAGUUCUCUUUAUCACAAGAGACGAAAUUCCUUCUCGAGUCGAUCAAAGAACACCUAGACAAACUCAUUCCACUCCUCCCGAGUGCACUGUCAAAACCGGCUACCACAUCAUCGAUGCUCUUGGAGAUUCAACUUACAUCUCCCGAGCACGACGAUACAAAGCCCAUUCCUCCGCACAUCACAGACCUCGAGACGCAUCGUCAAGCACUCGCAAACCUUAGCUCGGAGCUGCCCCCCGUCCAGGCCGAGGGAUUCUCACUACUAUCAAAAUUAAUCAUGAAAUCAUCCCCCGUGCUGGAUAUCCCUUCAACCCUAACUCUCCUACUCUCCAUCAUCACCGACGUCUCCGAGGCAACUGCAAAUGACGAAUUCAUCUAUCUCAAUGCCAUCAAACUCAUCGGCACGCUUGCCUCACGUCACCCUCGCACCGUCGUCAAGACCCUAGUAGACAACUACACCGACAAGAGCGAACAGCGAACUCUAGACCAGCGUCUAAAAAUCGGCGAAUCACUCCUUCGAACAGCACAAGACCUAGGCGAGGCAUUAACCGGAGAAACCGCCAAAAUCCUCGGCGAAGGCAUCAUCGCCGUCGCUGGACGCCGCGGCCACAAACCACAGACCCAAACGGCACGCCAACAGCAAGAAGAAAAGGAACGAAGACGACAAGCGCGCGAGGAGCGGAAACAGAAAGAGUUGGGCAUGCCUAAUCUCGCAGAACUCAUCGACUCCGAUUCUGAAACCGAAACUCCCGAGCAAAACGCUCACGCCGCAGCUAUCGUCGCCGCAUGGGGUGUGGGCGCGUCCUCAGACGAACAACCCGAAGACCUCCGCGUACGCGCCUCGGCACUGUCCAUCCUCGCCUCCGCCGUACAAACCAACAUCAUCGGCCUCGGACCUGUAAUCAUCUCUUCAUCAGUGGACCUUGCCCUCACCACGCUCACCUUAGAACCGGCCCCCGAAAGCGCGAUCCUGCGGCGCGCCAGCGUGGUCCUCAUUCUGGAUAUUCUGAAAGCUCUCGAUGCGGCGCGGGAAGCCCGGAAUGGGCAGGAUAUCGGAUUUGGAUUCUCUCUCGCGGAUGACGGGAUUCUCCCUGGUCCACGGGGUAGUCUUGCACGCGGUCCAUCGACAGUGGGUAAUAUACCGAGUAUGCUGCACACGCUCGGGUUUGUCGAGAGUGUCGAGACCGAUGGGAUUGUGCGGGGACAUUUGCGUGUGCUGAUUGAGAGUUUGGAGGCUUGGAUGGAGAAGUCGUUGAUGUGGGGGAUUGGUGCUCAGGGUGGUGGGGAACCGAGACUGGAGCUUGGGGAUCGCAUUGCUGGGUUGAGUGUCGAUCCGUUGGCUGGGAGGGAUUCUGGGAGACCGCGCAUUGAGGAGAUUGAGUAG
Messenger RNA from Penicillium daleae, 3429 nucleotides. RefSeq names its product RTP1/Tango6 family protein. Gene Ontology annotation, biological process: protein secretion. Lineage: Eukaryota; Fungi; Ascomycota; Eurotiomycetes; Eurotiales; Aspergillaceae. The coding region runs from base 1 to 3429 and encodes 1142 amino acids. The transcript has 3 exons. The record is from RefSeq and is a predicted model, not a curated record.